This is a messenger RNA of Perca fluviatilis (European perch), 3645 nucleotides long. Its product is annotated as zinc finger protein 624-like. The record is from RefSeq and is a predicted model, not a curated record. The transcript has 4 exons. Bases 165 to 3479 code for a protein of 1104 amino acids. NCBI's taxonomy places the organism in Eukaryota, Metazoa, Chordata, Actinopteri, Perciformes, Percidae.
GUAAACAGAAGACGGGCUGCUUAUGCUUAUAUCUAUGGCUGCUGUUACGUUCGUUACGUUACCUGCAGGUAACCGCUCUCUUAAUCCAUCCAUGCAGGUAACGGGUUAGUAAAUUAGGGACGUUAGUUCAUCUGUAAAACUUGAAUACGUGUGAUUAAACAACAAUGUCUUCAGUUGAGCAUCUUAGAGAGUUUGUCAACGAGCGACUGACGGCUGCUGCUGAAGAAAUAUUCGGAGUUUUAAAAAAUACUAUCGUCGAGUACGAGGAAGAGAUAACCCGUCAGCGCAGACGGUUGGACGUCGUUUGGAAACCUGAAAUAAAAUUACACAGGAUCAAAGAGCUCCCACAGCAACAUGUCUGUAAGGAGGAAGAGGAGGGUCCGAUUCAGGAGAGGAGCUCCAGUCUGGACCAGGAGGAGCCAAAGCCUCCCCAGAUUAAACAGGAACAGGAGGGACUCUGCACCAGUCAGGAGGGAGAGCAGCUCACACUGAAGCAGGAGACUGACGCCUCUAUGUUGACUCCUACUCACAGUGAAGGUCAGACUCUGAACUGGGAUCCUGAUGACCCUCUCGGUGCAGCAGAGGAAGAGUCUGCAGUCAGCAUGCCAGUUAUAGCCUCUGUGGUGUCCGAAGCACAUGGUGACCCACAGCUCCGCUCUCACAACUCUCAGGAAGCUGAGAGCAAAAACCAGGAAGGAGGCGAGCAUAGAGAUUCAGGAUCAACUAGAAAAACAGAGCCCAAACCAAAGAGAAGACGUCACAAAAGCAACAGCCACACCAACAAUGUCAACAACCCGAACUUGUUAAAGAUUCACAGUAAUACUAACACAGGUAAAACGUCUUAUAAAUGUCACACAUGUGGGAAAGAUUUUAAGUCUAAUUCACAACUUCAGACACACUUGAGAAUCCACACAGGUGAGAAGAUGUUUUCUUGCAAAACAUGUGGGAAAGAUUUUCGACUCAAAAGCGAAUUGACAGUCCACCUGAGAACCCACACAGGUGAGAAGUUGUUUACGUGUAAAACAUGUGGGAAAGAUUUCAAACAAUCUUGUAACUUUUUGACCCACACGAGAAUCCACACAGGCGAGAAGCCGUAUCCUUGCGAAACGUGUGGGAAAGAUUUCAGAAGUAACGGGGAUUUGACAGUCCACACGAGAACCCACACUGGCGAGAGGCCGUAUUCUUGCAAAACAUGUGGGAAAGAUUUCAGAACUACCAGUGCAUUAACGAUCCACACGAGAACCCACACAGGCGAGAAGCCGUAUUCUUGCAAAACAUGUGGGAAAGAUUUCAGAAGUUCAGGUGCAUUUACAAUCCACAUGAGAACCCACACAGGCGAGAAGCCGUAUUCUUGCAAGACAUGCGGGAAAACUUUCAGAUUCCAUGGUGAGUUCACCGUUCACACGAGAACGCACACAGGCGAGCGGCCCUAUCCUUGCAAAAAGUGUGGGAGAGCUUUCAGGAACAAUCGGGAAUUGACAAUCCACGUGAGAAUCCACACUGGCGACAAGCCCUACCUUUGCGCGACCUGCAAGAAAAGAUUCAAUACCAUGUCGGACGUGAACAGGCACAUGAGAACCCACACGGGGGAGAAGCCGUAUCCUUGCAAGACCUGCAGGAAAAGAUUCAGUAACGUGUCCAACAUGAAAACGCACAUGAGAACCCACACUGGCGACAAGCCUCACCUUUGCAAGACCUGCGAGAAAAGAUUCAAUUCUGUAUCGGACUUGAGUAGGCACCUGAUGACCCACAAUGCCGAAAGGCCGUACCCUUGCAAGACCUGCGGGCAAAGAUUCAGUCUCAUGUCGAACAUGAACAGGCACAUGAGAACCCACUCGAGCGGUGACGGUUUGAGCACUCGAACCAAAUCACCAAACCAAACCAAGUCACGGUCAAUGUCUUCAGUUGAGCAUCUGAGAGAGUUUGUCAACGAGCGACUGACGGCUGCUGCUGAAGAAAUAUUCGGAGUUUUAAAAAAUACUAUCGUCGAGUACGAGGAAGAGAUAACCCGUCAGCGCAGACGGUUGGACGUCGUUUGGAAACCUGAAAUAAAAUUACACAGGAUCAAAGAGCUCCCACAGCAACAUGUCUGUAAGGAGGAAGAGGAGGGUCCGAUUCAGGAGAGGAGCUCCAGUCUGGACCAGGAGGAGCCAAAGCCUCCCCAGAUGAAACAGGAACAGGAGGGACUCUGCACCAGUCAGGAGGGAGAGCAGCUCACACUGAAGCAGGAGACUGACGCCUCUAUGUUGACUCCUACUCACAGUGAAGGUCAGACUCUGAACUGGGAUCCUGAUGACCCUCUCGGUGCAGCAGAGGAAGAGUCUGCAGCCAGCAUGCCAGUUAUAGCCUCUGUGGUGUCCGAAGCACACGGUGACCCACAGCUCCGCUCCCACAACUCUCAGGAAGCUGAGAAAAUCCCAAAUCAGAAAAUCGCAACUCCGAAAGGAGGCGAGAGGAGAAGACGUGACAAAAGCAACAGUCCCACUAUCAAUGUCAACAACCCUAACUUGUUAAAGACUCGCCGUAAUACUGACACAGGUAAAAAGUCUUUUAAUUGUGACACAUGUGGGAAAGGUUUUAAGUAUAAUUCGCUAUUGCAGAGACACACGAUGAUCCACACGGAUGAGAAGCCGUAUUCUUGCCAAACGUGUGGGAAAGAUUUCAGACAUCCCAGUCACUUGUUGGCCCACGUGAGAACCCACACGGGUGAGAAGCUGUAUUCCUGCAAAACAUGUGGGAGAGCUUUUAUAUGUAGUAGUGUACUGAAAACCCACACGAGAAUCCACACAGGCGAGAAGCCGUAUUCUUGCAAAACGUGUAGAAAGGAUUUCAGAACCAAAAGUCAUUUGACAGUCCACAUGAGAAUCCACACAGGCGAGAAGCCGUAUGCUUGCAGUACGUGUAGAAAGGAUUUCCGAUUCAAAAGUGAUUUGACCGUCCACAUGAGAAUACACACGGGCGAGAGGCUGUUUACAUGUGAGACAUGUGGGAGAGCUUUCAAACGCGGUAAUGCACUGAAAGUCCACACGAGAACCCACACAGGCGAGAAGCCGUACCCUUGCGAAACAUGUGGGAAACAUUUCAGAAGUAACGGGGAUUUGACAGUCCACAUGAGAACCCACACUGGCGAGAAGCCGUUCCCUUGCAAGACCUGCGGGAAAAGAUUCAUUACCAUGUCGGACACGAACAGGCACAUGAGAACCCACGCAGCGGUGACGGCCAUUUCAAUCAACACAAGUGAGGAGCCACGUGAAUGCAGCUUUCCUCAAACGUCAUACCUGACAAAACAAUGCAUAAACGGGACAAAGAUUGUGGCCAGUCCCUCUCACCCCGGACACAAACUGGUUGAACCCGUCCCCCCUCUGGCAGGAGGCUGCACUCCAUCAGGACCAAAACCUCUCGCCAUAAAAACAGUUUCUUCCCCUCAGCAGUCAGCCUCACCAACAAGGCCCCGGACCCCCACUGACAUUGAACCUUAGACCUACAUCCUGUCCUCUGCACAGUCUAUAUAUCUUAUUCGCUGUUAUAUAUAUUGUUCUUAAGGUAUAUUAUUUCUUUUCUUGUUUGUCAAGCAAUACUAUUAUGUUUACAUUCUUUUCUUUUCAUAGUCAUAGUUAAUAUUUAAUAAUAAACUAUUACACUGUC